Lingula anatina is the source of this 1698-nucleotide messenger RNA. Its product is annotated as 2-hydroxyacylsphingosine 1-beta-galactosyltransferase-like. The record is from RefSeq and is a predicted model, not a curated record. Lineage: Eukaryota; Metazoa; Brachiopoda; Lingulata; Lingulida; Lingulidae.
GUUAUCUAAAGAGGGAUAUAAGCUAACACUGAUGUGAAAGAGGAGCUGACACUGUAAAUAAGAAGCACUGAAGUGGUUCAUUUACCUGGAUGGACCAUAUACUGCACUAUGGACAUCAAGGCACACAUUUAUAUGGCUUUGUUGACUGUAAUGUUAAAUAUUUGUAAGGGAGAGAAAAUACUUCUUUUCCCAUUCUCACAGAUAUUUAACUCAAGAACCAUGAAUAUAGAGAAAAUUGCCAUCUUGCUAAGGGACAAUAAUCAUUCUGUCAGUAUGUUGGUCAGUGACCAUUACCAGCCAAGCAGGAAUAUAGAUGGUGUGCAUUUGAUUCGGUACAAAAUGCCAGAGGUAUGGAUCAACCAAGGUGGAGAGCUGGACUUGACCACUGCUCUCAGCUACAUUGACCAGCCGGCCAUCCCUCUCCUUAGAGACACAGACAUCAUGGAGUUUACCCUGUGUGAUGCUUUAUUUGGAGACCAAACCUUAAUUCAGAGUCUGAAACAGGAAAACUUCUCCCUUUAUUUCUUUGAUUUUGUAAACUAUGGUCCAGGGAUAUUCCUGAAUGAAUACUUACAGGUGCCGUCCAUUGUCUACUCUAACUAUGGGUUCUGGAACUCGUGGUGGGUCUUCCACCAGCCUGUCUUCUACUCUUACAUGCCGUUUCCUUUAGGCGGCCUGUCAGAUCACAUGACUCUCUGGGAACGAAUUCAAAACAUGUACGAUCACUGGGAAGGUACAAAGUGGAUGAAUGACAAAAUAGAAGCUUUAGAGAGAAAACGAUGGGAAUAUUUUCCCAAUGAGAACUGGCCCCACAUGCGACAUGCUUUUGAACGUGUUUCACUGGUCAUUGCAGCCAAUGUCCAUUUUGCUUUUAAUUACCCGUGCCCUGUCAUGCCUCAUGUCAAACCCAUCCCUGGCCUCCUCUGGACACCACCCCAACCUCUGCCCCAGUAUUUCAGUGACCUGGUCUCCUGGGCUGAUCACGGCAUUGUUCUCAUGAGCUUUGGUACCUUGGUUCCAACCAUGCUUGAAGAAAAAGCAGAACUUUUUGCCAGAGUAUUUGCCAAACUUCCCCAGAAGGUUCUGUGGCGCUACAAGGGAACACCUCCAAAAUCCCUGGGCAGGAACACCCACCUGGUAGAAUGGUUCCCCCAGAAUGACCUCCUGGCCCAUCCUGCCACCAGACUGUUCAUCAGCCACUGUGGAGUGAGCAGUACCUGGGAGACGCUGUACCAUGCUGUCCCUGUGGUCGCCAUUCCUCUGCUGUUUGACCAGCAUCACCACGCCAGAACACUAACAGACAGGGCUGGGGUUGGAGUGAGGCUGGCCUUUAGUUCCUUGACUGAGGACAUCCUGGAGACGACCAUACACAGUGUUCUGGAGAGUAAAGUGUUCAAGGAAAAUGCUGUUAAGCUCUCAGAGCUCCUCAAAGACACCCCCAUGUCUGGGCAAGAUGAGUUGUUAUAUUGGAUAAACUAUGUAAUACGCCACAAUGGCUCGGAUCACUUUCACUCACAAGCAGCUUACAGACUGAACUGGGUCCAGUAUUUCUUACUGGAUGUCGGCGUCGUCAUGGCUGUGCUUGCUUUCAGUGGUAUUCUUACUGUAGUUCUCAUGGCUGUGUUUGUGUAUAAGUUAUCAAAGAAAGUACUGCGGCCUUUACUUUUUAGAAGGAAACUGAAAACUGCAUGAAUGGCA